Messenger RNA from Acanthosepion pharaonis, 819 nucleotides. Lineage: Eukaryota; Metazoa; Mollusca; Cephalopoda; Sepiida; Sepiidae. The record is from the annotation of a GenBank genome assembly.
AUGGGGUCACGCGAGAUUUAUCAUCCUUCCAUGCCGCUGGGGUUAAAGAGAUUUUCAGUAUAUGUCGCUUUCCCGAACGCAACAUCCAUCUUAUUCGGCGCCGUGACGUCACUCAUUACUCAUUCUUCAAGUCAACCGUAUUUCUUUCAUAUCCUUCUGUUCAUAUCUAUCUAUCUAUCUAUCUAUCUAUCUAUCUAUCUAUCUAUCUAUCUAUCUAUCCCAGUCUGUUCAUAUCUAUCUAUCUAUCUAUCUAUCUAUCUAUCUAUCUAUCUAUCUAUCUAUCCUAGUCUGUUCAUAUCUAUCUAUCUAUCUAUCUAUCUAUCUAUCUAUCUAUCUAUCUAUCUAUCUAUCCUAGUCUGUUCAUAUCUAUCUAUCUAUCUAUCUAUCUAUCUAUCUAUCUAUCUAUCUAUCUAUCCCAGUCUGUUCAUAUCUAUCUAUCUAUCUAUCUAUCUAUCUAUCUAUCUAUCUAUCCCUGUCUGUUCAUAUCUGUCUAUCUAUCUAUCCCAGUUUGUUCAUAUCUAUCUAUCUAUCUAUCAUUAUUAUUAUCAAUAUUUUUAUUCAAACAUUACAGAUUUAUAUAGAUCGAUUGAUAAUUCUUUAACUCAUCAAACAUUCCUAUCUAUCUAUCUAUCUAUCUAUCUAUCUAUCUAUCUAUCUAUCUAUCUAUCUAUCAGCAUAUAUCUAUCUUUAUGUAAACCUCCUAUUCUUAUUAUCUAUGUCGGUGUGAGUCAACUUAAAUCUAUCUAUCUAUCUAUCUAUCUAUCUAUCUAUCUAUCUAUCUGCCUGCCUAAAAUCCGCGCAGAUGAAGAAGAGAUUUGA